This is a messenger RNA of Saccostrea echinata, 2788 nucleotides long. RefSeq names its product TPR repeat-containing protein DDB_G0287407-like. Gene Ontology annotation, cellular component: Cul4-RING E3 ubiquitin ligase complex. Lineage: Eukaryota; Metazoa; Mollusca; Bivalvia; Ostreida; Ostreidae. The coding region runs from base 93 to 2633 and encodes 846 amino acids. The transcript is spliced from 18 exons. The record is from RefSeq and is a predicted model, not a curated record.
UGAACGUCUUGGAAAAUAAGUAAACAAACUCAAGUAUACAACAAACAUCCCCAAAAUGAUCGUUAAUACAAUUGACAAGAAAGACUGACAUCAUGUACAGACGAUAUCGGACGGCAGAGAAUCAAGAAAAACGGGAAAAAGCUAAAGCCAAGGAAAUAGUUGCUGCCUGCUGGGAGCUUAUAGAGGAACAAUGCAAAAACAACGAAAAUGUUGGUACAAAGAACUCUUCAGAGGAAUCUGUGGAGGGUCCAUGGAGGAUUGUGAGAGUUUUUGUGUCAUCAACAUUUACUGAUUUCUUCUGUGAAAGAGAGGUUUUAGUUAAAAAGGUGUUUCCCGAGUUGAGGGAAUGGUGUGAGGAGAGGAUGAUUCAUCUUGUUGAGUGUGAUCUAAGAUGGGGGGUACCAAAGGAUACUGACUCAGAGGAAACAAUUCAGUGUUGCUUAGAGGAACUAGACCGGUGUCAUGCUGAGACUAACGGAUGCCCUUUCUUUAUCAAUUUGUUGGGUGAAAGGUAUGGCUGGAUUCCAGAGGGGAAAGAUCUUGGAAAUGAUUUAAAAGAACUGUAUAUGUGGGUACCCAACACUUCAAUCACUUUCAUGGAGAUUCUCCAUGGGGCAUAUAGGUCAUGUAAUCCUAAUGCAGUAUUUUUCUUCCGUAAUUCUGAGGUCAUAAAUGAUAUUCCAGAAGAUUUUCAAAAAAGAUUUGUUGACAAAGAAAUCUUGAAUAAAUGUCAAUUGAAGGAGUUGAAAAAACAGCUCAAAAUAAAAUUUCCAAAUCAGGUUUUUAAUUAUGACUGUAAAUAUAGUGGAAUGUCAGAGAAAGCAGGAAGAAAGAGAGUGAUACUGGAGGGUCUAGACACAUUUGCAGAGAAAACAUUGACAUUUUUCAAAUCAAGAAUUUCACAAUUUUAUCCAGACUCAAACACAACAAAAGCAGGAAAUGACAAAGCUUUAGAACACCAAGAACAAAUACAAUUUAUGGAGAGGAAAGCCCAUUUUGUUAUUGGACAGGAUGAAUUGAUAGAUAAAUUGUUGGCAUAUGCUAAAGGCAAGGAUCCCAUUGAUUACAAAAUAGAAGGGGAACAAACAGCAUUUGUUCGGGACCCUGAAUUCUGGAAAUCUGAGGAUGGCGAUAAUUUGAUGGUUUGCUUGUCUGGAGCAGUAGGGCAAGGAAAAACAUCUUUACUGGCAAAGUUAGUCAAAAAAGCUUUGAAGGUGGGAUUGAACGUAUUUUACCAUUUUGCUGGUAUCUCUGAAAAUAGUGUUCAGAGAAAUAUUUUACUGAAGCGAUUGGCAGAAUUCAUCACAGGAGAACAAAUAGAUAUUCCAGAAGACACCAACGAUGUUACAGAGUUCUUCAUGAAAGUGAUUAGGGAAGAGUUCACAAAACUGCGUCAAAUAGAAAACCAAAUAUUGAUUGUUUUGGACGGUAUGAACGAAUUAGCAGAUCGAGACCAAUACAAACAUUUAAACUGGUUGCCUCCUCGUUUUCCCGGCAAUGUUCGAGCCAUUGUUUCAACAUCAAGCGAUCACUUACCCACACUCCACCGACUGAAGGAACACACUUGUUUUCUCAUAAAUAUUCCUCAGUUAAAAAAGUCAGAAGCCAAAGAAGUCAUCGCGCAGUACCUUAUCAUGUUUAAUAAGAAACUGGACAAUGACCAAAUGGACAUAAUAUUGUCUAAACCUAGCUCAUUAAAUCCACUGUGGUUGACUCUUCUAGCAGAGCAAUUAAGAACAUUUGGAGAUUUCCGAACACUGGAUCAGCACAUACAGUCGCUAUCUGACUCUGUGGAUGGGCUGCUAGAAGGCAUACUCAGAGAUGUAGUCGCAUAUGACGACAGUGGGAAAAUGGAAAAGGCAUUGUGUAUUUUGGCCAUAACACAGGGUUUGCCUGAGAUCGAUAUGCAGAACAUUUUAGGGGACAUGGAUAUACAAGAGCCAAUUCCUGCGUUGUAUUGGUCUAAAAUACGCAGAGUUCUAAAGCCUUUCACAUACAUGGCAGGUGUGGAUAGGAAUAUGAGAUUCAUUCAUGGGACAUUUUAUGAAAACAUAGAAAAGCUGUAUCUGAGCGAUAAAAAGGCACAGAUCAUGUACCACACUGUCGUAGUCGACUAUCUCAUGUUCUGGUGUGCAAAUAAUAUCGUUAAAAGAUUGAAGGUGCCAUUUCAUUGUCAACGUGCAGAGUUAUAUGAUAAAUUGGUUGAUUUCAUGCAUCAUUCAGAGAGUGCAGCGAUGUUAGGUGAUUACAUGAGAAGCAUGUAUUUACAGUCGGCACGCUGUAUGCAAAUAGCAGAUCCGGUGUUAAAGGUCACGAUGCCAGUAGUUCUGUGUCGAGGAUGUUCCAACGCAUACCGGGGAUUUAAAGCAACGCACUAUCCUCUGAAUAAAGACGCAUGCGUCAUUUGUGGCACUUACGUUUUUGGACACAGAGUUUCGGAGGCAUAUCUCUGCUUACGACAUUCUCAAGGUCAAAGUAAAUUGUUAGGGAAAUGUCGCCUUUGUGAUAUGGCAAUCAGGAAAGACGAGAAUGGUAGAAUAGCAGAUUUUAUGGGGUGUCCGGGAAAGUUGUGUAUCCAUUGUUCAAGUGGAAUCGGAGCAAAGCGAUGUUCAUACAUAGGAAAAAGAAAAUGAACUUUAUAACAUUAGCUGGGUUUAAUUCUGAUCGUAUCAGACUAUAAGACAUUCUUUUGAAAUAAAAACUAUACCUAUGCUUCCCUCAUUACGUUUAAAGUUAAUAUUACUUUAAAAAUUGUUUUGAUAAUCGUGCACUGGGCUGAGGUUUUACA